UCAGCUGGAAAUUAUUGGACGAGGCAACUUUUGACUUUCAUCCGAAAGCGAUCAAAUUUUUCUUCAAAUAUUCGCUGUUUUCUGCGCGCAAAUGGCUUCUUCUGAUGUGGUUCGACAGAUGGACAAGAACGCCCGUCCUCUGGCUCUAUCGGGACAUGUUGGGUUCGACAGUCUGCCGGAUCAACUCGUCAACAAGUCCACUAGUCAGGGAUUCUGCUUCAACAUCUUGUGCAUCGGAGAAACUGGGAUCGGUAAAUCCACGCUGAUGGACACUCUUUUCAACACCAAUUUUGAGAAUUUCGAGUCGUCCCAUUUUGAGCCGAAGGUGAAGUUGCGAGCGCAGACGUACGAUCUUCAGGAGAGCAACGUUCGUCUGAAGCUCACCGUGGUUAAUACUGUCGGCUUCGGCGAUCAGAUGAACAAACAACAGAGGAGGAGUAGCAUUCAGAAAUGUAGUCUAAGAAGAAUAAUAAUAAAAAGCUUAAAUAGCAGAUCAGUAGGUUGGCUUUCUCAGGCUAACCUAAUAACGUGCACGAUCAUGCUCUUCCAGGGCCAUCUUCCGUUCGCUGUGGUGGGCAGUACAGAGGAGGUGAGCAUCGGGAACAAGAUGGUGAAGGCGAGGCAGUAUCCCUGGGGCGUUGUGCAGGUGGAGAACGAGAACCACUGCGACUUCGUGAAGCUGCGCGAGAUGCUGAUCUGCGUGAACACGGAGGAUCUGCGCGAGCAGACGCACACGCGGCACUACGAGCUCUACAGACGCUGCAAGCUGGAGGAGAUGGGCUUCAGAGACACCGACCCCGAGUGCAAGCCCGUCAGAUUUCUGCUCGGCUUCUCAAAACAGAGAAAGAAUGGAAUCUCGGCUAAUAACGAGACCCUUCAGAGCCGCACUCAUUCAGAGAAGGAGAGUCUGAAACAUGCACAAAUAUCUUGCAUGCAUACCAUGCAGUCUUCUCAGCUGUCUGCAUGCGUGUGUACAGUAAACUCUGUGUGUGUGCUCCAGCUGCAGGGCAAGUUCGAGCAGCUGAAGCGAAUGCAUGCGGAAGAGAAGAGCAAGCUGGAGGAGAAGCGCCGGAGUCUGGAGGAGGAGAUGAGCAUCUUCAGCAAGCGCAGAGCUGCCAGCGAGCUCCUGCAGGCGCAGGCCUUCAACACCAGCUCCAACAAUAAGAAGGACAAAGACCGCAAGAACUCUGGGUUCAUGUGAAGGCGAGGCAGAAACACACAGCAGUGUUAGAAAUCUACAUCGCACCAGCAUUACGGUACUGAAUCACGGACACCUUUGAAGAACAGCACACCACUUCACUUUGGGGCCUAAAAACAAAUCAUUUCUUAUGAGCACGAUGCAGAUGUUUAUCACAGAAUAUGCUCGUUUGAGAACAUGUUAAUCUACUAUUUUUACUGGUAAGCGUAUGAUUAUUCUGCUGGGGACUUGUGUUUUUAUGGUUGUGGGGGGCUAAAAACAUUAAUCAGAAAUAUACUAUAGUAGUUUACCACAAAUAUGUUUACCUUAUUGCAUUUAUUUUCCACAUUUUAUACUCAUGUAUUUAAACAGUGUUAUUU
Molecule: messenger RNA, 1557 nt
Organism: Sinocyclocheilus rhinocerous
Lineage: Eukaryota; Metazoa; Chordata; Actinopteri; Cypriniformes; Cyprinidae
Gene: septin10
Product: septin 10
Exons: 8
Coding region: 92-1201 (369 amino acids)
Molecular function (GO): GTP binding
Source: RefSeq, a predicted model, not a curated record